This is a messenger RNA of Desarmillaria tabescens, 441 nucleotides long. RefSeq lists its product as uncharacterized. Lineage: Eukaryota; Fungi; Basidiomycota; Agaricomycetes; Agaricales; Physalacriaceae. The transcript has a single exon. The annotation marks the transcript as partial. The record is from RefSeq and is a predicted model, not a curated record.
UCCAGACUAUUUCUUUUACUUGGCAUGGCAGAUGGUCCAGCUAUGGCCUAUUUGAAUGGAUGGAAUGGUCAUAAUGCAACUUAUGGCUGUUGCCUUCUUUGUGGCCUGCGAGGCCAACAUAAGCCUAAUGGUUCUCACUAUUAUCCAGCUAUUUCUGCACUCUCCGAUUUUCCUCCCAAUGCCUGUAAACAUUCUGAGCCUUGCAAUCAUCCAAGUAUUUCAGUCAACAAUCUUCCAGCCUUUUUGCAGACAAAGUACAACAGUGACUUACAUGCAGUUAUGAAAGCUAUGAAUGAUGCCCAGUACAGGCGAUUUCGGCAGAAUACUGGCAUCAGUAAGCCCAGCAUAUUCAGUGCGAUAACUCAUAUUCUCGGUAUACCCAGCUGCUUUACUGCAGACCUCAUGCAUCUCGGUGCACUCAACCUUACAGACCUGUUUUUU